CUUCGUCACGUGGGGAGUGGGAGAGAGCGAGCGCGUGCCGAUCUCUGGGUGGGAGGGGGGCUCUUGAGCGCUCUUCUUUCAGCUACAUGUGGAAGCAGCUGCUGGGGGUGACGGUCAGAGCCAUGUCUGGGGGGGGGACCCGUCUUCAGCGCCCCCCGAAGGACCCGCUGCGGCACCUUCGCACGCGGGAGAAACGCCACGGGGCCAUCGACCGCAAAGGCCCCAACACCGUAUACGUGCAAGUGGUAGCAGGAGGAUCGCGAGACAUGGGAGCGGCGGUCUAUGUCUUCUCUGAAUACAACCGAUAUCUUUUUAAUUGUGGAGAAGGAAUACAGCGCCUUAUGCAAGAGCACAAGUUAAAAGUGGCUCAUUUAGACAAUAUCUUCCUCACUAGAAUGAAUUGGGCAAAUGUUGGUGGCUUGUCUGGAAUGAUUCUUACCUUAAAAGAAACAAGAGUUCCCAAGUGUAUUCUUUCUGGACCACCACAACUGCAAAAGUAUUUAGAAGCAAUCAGAGUAUUUUCUGGCUCAAUGAAAGGAAUGGAAAUAGUUGUGCAGCCUUUUUCUGGUCCAGAAUAUGAAGAUGAAACGAUGACAGUACAUCAGGUCCCUCUGGUAGCCAACUGUGAGCAAAGGAUACAUCCAGACUCUAAAUCACUAAUAGAUGAGGAUGAUCAAAAACAUACGUCAAGUCCAGGAUCUCCUGACAGGAAUAAACAGUCACCUGAUAAAAUAGGCAGCAGGAGGCAAAUACUUGAAAGGGACCCAUCUCUUGUUGUUGCAUAUAUUUGUAAGGUCCAUCCAAAGAAAGGGAGCUUCUUAGUUUUAAAAGCAAAGGAACUUGGCUUGCCUAUUGGCAAUGCAGCGAUUGCGCCUAUAAUAACAGCUGUGAAGAACGGAGAGAAUAUAAUGUUUGAAGGGAGAGAGAUCUUGGCUGAAGAGCUUUGUACACCUGCAGAGCCAAGUAUAGUGUUCAUCGUAUUGGAGUGCCCUCAUGAAGGUUUUAUAGAUGCAGUCUGUGAAAACAGUACACUGCUAAGGUAUCAAGAAGAGAAGCAGGAGCAUUCUGUGGCUUUAGUUGUUCAUAUCACUCCAGAAUCUGUUCUGCAGGAUAAUCGGUAUAAGCAAUGGUUAGAAAGCUUUGGUGAAAAUACUCAACACUUGAUACUCAACGAAAAUUGCAAGUCAAUACAUCAUCUUCACAGCUACAGAAUUCAAAGUCAGCUAAAUUACAUACAUCCAAAGAUCUUUCCAUUGCUUAAAAACCACCCAGGCAAGGAAGAAGAGGCUGUGUUCAGUGUGCCUGUGACACAAGGAGAAUGCCUCCUCAAAUACCAGCUGAGACCCAAAAGGGAAUGGCAGAAGGAUGCUCUUUUUAGUUAUAAUCCCGCUGAAUAUGUAGCUGAAGCCUUGCAACUCCCUGAUUUCCAGGAUUGUGUGCAGAAGUGCCAAGAGAGCUUGUCAGUGAAACCAGCAUCAUCAGAAAACCAAGAUUGCUACCCAGAAGUUGUGUUCUUAGGAACUGGCUCUGCAGUACCAAUGAAAAUACGGAAUGUCAGCUCUACCCUGGUGAAUAUUAGUCCUACUCAGUCUGUGCUUCUGGAUUGUGGUGAAGGAACUUUUGGCCAGCUUUGCCGCCACUAUGGAGAUGAAAUUGACAAAAUAUUGUGCAACAUUGCAGCAGUAUUUAUUUCUCAUAUACAUGCUGAUCAUCAUACAGGCUUGUUAAAUAUCUUGUUGCAGAGACAUCGUGCACUUGUAUCUCGGGGGGAGUCUCCCAACCCACUGUUAAUGGUUGCACCCACAAUACUUAUGACAUGGCUGAAUCAAUACCAUGAUCACUGUCAAGAGAUCCUGGGGCAUAUCAAAAUGAUUCCUGCCCAGUUUUUAAAAGAAAACUGUGAUAUAUUUAAACCCAGUGCAAAAAUGUAUACUGAAUUGCUUAUGGAGAAAUGUGACUUCAGAGAGUUUCAGACAUGCGAAGUCCGGCACUGUAAGAAUGCCUUUGCUUGUUCCAUGGUCCAUAAAUCUGGUUGGAAAAUAGUCUAUUCUGGUGACACUAUGCCAUGUGCCGCUUUAGUUGACAUGGGAAAGAAUGCUUCUUUGUUGAUUCAUGAAGCAACAUUGGAAGAUGGAAUGGAAGAGGAAGCUGUAGAGAAGACACACAGCACUACUUCACAGGCUGUUGAAGUUGGGAUGCAAAUGAAUGCAGAAUUCAUCAUGCUCAAUCACUUCAGUCAACGCUAUGCUAAAAUUCCUCUUUUCAGCGAGGAUUUCAGUGAGAAGGUUGGAAUUGCAUUUGAUCACAUGCAGGUUCGUUUUGAGGAUUUUGAUGCCAUUCCGAAACUGAUCCCACCUCUGAAGGCCUUGUUUGCAGAUGAGAUUGAGGAGAUGGAGGAGCGCCGGGAGAGACGAGAAUUGCGCCUCUUGAAAGAGGCGUUCAAAGCCUCCCAGACUGUCAAGGGGAACAAGUCACCAGCCAAAAUGAAAUUGGAAUGCACAGAUGAUUCUGUUGGAGCACCAAAUAAAAAACUCAAAACUACCAAUUAAGCAAAGCAGCAAAUUAGCUGCCGUUGUAUCAGGGAGAGUAACUUCAGCAUGACAUCUGAUAUGUGUGACGCUAAAGGCUCUAGGAGUUUUCAGCACAUUGAACUUUGCCAGACUGUUGGCUCUGGAUAAAUUGCCUGUGUUGCCUCUACAAGCAGAACUCCUGUUGGACAUGUUAAUAGCAUAGCUAACAAAAUGUACUUCCUAGCUUCUCUGGAUAAAUCCAGAGACACCAUCUGGUCUGAUGGCUCAUUUGCCUGUCUGCUGGAAAUAUUUUAUUUUACCCUUCUCUUGCCUUUUUUUUUUUAAAAUAUGGUUUAGACAAAGAGGAAAUAUGGUCACUUAGACAAGUGGGGAUCUGCAACUUAUUUGACUCUCAAAAUAUUGGUUGAUUUCUUUAAAACAAGUCCUUUACACUGGAAGAGCUUGUAGUGUUGUGACCAUAUACACUUCUGGAGUUGUCAAUGCAUAUCUAAAAUUAAUUUUGCAGCAUUUUUCCUAUGAAGCUAUUUGCAGUGUACUGCUUUAAGCACAGUACUCAUAUUUUUAAAUUCAAGGGCCCAGUAAAUAGAAUGUACAGAGCAUAUACAUUGUGUGCAUAUUGUCCUAAACUGUAUUCAGCUAUAUUAUUGCAAGGUAGACAUUUCAUAGAGUUAUACUAACCACCUAAAUAAGUACAAACUUACUGUAUUUUUUUUUCCUAUCGUAUUAUCCACAAAAAAGAAACUCGAAUUCCCUAUCAGCUCCAGCCACCAAAAGAACAAAGUGAUUAGAGUUAUGGUUCAGCAAAUACCUGGAUGGCUAUAGGUUUCUUACCCUUCAUUAGGGUUGUAAAAGGAACAGGCAUAAUUACAGAUAGUAUUAUUCAUUAAAUUGAUAUCCCAGCUUUCCUUAUGAGAAUCGAAGCAUGCACAGUAUUCCAUCCUCCUCUGAGGAAUAAGCUGGACUGGAAAAUAGCUCAAUCAUUUAGCUUCCAUGUCUAAGGAUGAACUUGAAGCUGUGUCUCUUCUCUCACCCCUCCCUAGUCCAGCAUCAGCCAUAACUCAGUAUUUAGAUGCCAUUUGUUGUUGCUUCUCCAGAUACAUAGUGAGGGCAAUCCUUGGUAAAAGUAUCAGAGGAAACCAACGACAGGGCCAUCCUUGCCAAUAGUUCUCAAGUAAAUGGAAGGUCCCAAAUUUCUGUCCACCUUGCUUUAGGGAGAGUUUAAAGCAAAGAAUGAAGUAGUUAUCAGUUAAUUGCCAGGGAAGGCAGGGGUAGUUUGUUGGCCUAAUGCAGUGUUUUUCAAACUUGGGCACUUUUAAGAUGUGUGGACUUCAACUCCCAGAAUUCUCCAGCCAGCAAGUGGCCAAGUUUGAAAAACAUUGCCCUAAUGUAGUCUUUGGAUAGUCCCUAAAGUGGAUGUACUGUAAAGGCAAUUAAAAUGAGCAGAAUGAGAAGUGUCCUUCCUCUAUAUUAAGAGACUAGUAGUUGAAAAAUCUGAAAAAGUGGUUAAAAGAAAUUCCCAUUUCUUGUGAAGCUGUUGAAAUACAAUUUUCCUUCAUUCUGGUUUACUUACAAUA
Molecule: messenger RNA, 4105 nt
Organism: Python bivittatus (Burmese python)
Lineage: Eukaryota; Metazoa; Chordata; Lepidosauria; Squamata; Pythonidae
Gene: ELAC2
Product: elaC ribonuclease Z 2
Biological process (GO): mitochondrial tRNA 3'-end processing
Cellular component (GO): mitochondrion
Molecular function (GO): 3'-tRNA processing endoribonuclease activity
Source: RefSeq, a predicted model, not a curated record